AAACUGCUAUAAACUAAGCACUGCUUAUAAAUCCCAGUCUCAUUGCUGCUGUCAGAUCGAUCUCAAUCCAAUCAAGUACUUGUGGGAUGUGCUGAACAAUAAGUCCGAUCCAUGGAGGCCCCACCUCACAACCUCCAGGACUUAAAGGAGCGACUGUUAAAGGUGUAGUGCCAGAAACCACAGGACACCUUCAGAGGUCUUGAGGAGUCCAUGCCUCAGUGGGUCAGAGCUGUUUUGGCGGCAGGAGGGGAAUCUACACAAUCAGGCAUGGCCGGCUUGACACUGGACGAGUUCGAGCUGAGGAAGACGGAGGCGUGGGCCGUGAUGGGCGUGCUGGUCUCGCAUCCCAGCAGCACAGACGUGCACAUCAGCAGCCUGUCCCUUACCUCCCAUGGCCAGGAGCUGCUCAGCGCCACCAGCCUGGAGCUCAACUCGGGCCGCCGCUGUGGCCUCAUCAGCCUUAACGGCACAGGGAAGUCCGUGCUGCUGUCAGCCAUCGGCCACCGUGAGCUGCCCGUCCCAGAGCACAUCAACAUCGUCCACCUGACGCGUGAGAUGCCUCCCAGCCAGAAGACGGCGCUACAGUGCGUCAUGGAGGUGGAUCAGGAGAGGAUCCUGUUGGAGAAGGAGGCCGGGCGCCUGGCCCUCGAGGACUGUGAGUGUCCGCUGGCUGUCCUGGCUUUUGGGAAGAGAUCGGCACAGGAUGAGGCGCAGAGCAAGGAGAAGACCUUGCAGAAGAUGGUGACGUCGGGCUUUACGGAAUGCAUAGUGAAUGACGAGAUCCCGCCUCUGCUUAUCAUGGUGCAGAAUGUGAGCUUUAGAUACUCAGCCGACAUGGGGUGUGAUUUCUCAGAAUGUCUGUGUGUGUGUCUCUGGCUGUACACGUCUGUUUUAUGUUAUAUGGAGGGACCAUUUCAGUUAGCUGUCUGUAGCACUCAUGGCACUUUUCAAAGAAAUACGAAGAAGCUUAAGCUUGUUCUGCUGCCGCUCUUUCCCCCAUGGGGAGAAAGGACUAGAUGUGCCUUUUGUCAGGUGAGCCCCAUCCGGAGCCUCUCCGACGGUCAGAAGGGCCGGGUCUGCUUCUCCUGGCUGGCAUGGCAGUGUCCUCAUAUGCUCUUCCUGGAUGAGCCCACCAACCACUUGGAUGUCGAGACCAUCGACGCCCUGGCAGAUGCCAUCAACGACUACGAGGGCGGCAGGAUGCUGGUCAGCCACGACUUCUGGCUCAUCCAGCAGGUGGACCAAGAGAUCUGGGUCUGCGAGAAUCAGACGAUCACCAAAUGGAAUGGAGACAUCUUGGCGUACAAGGAGCAGUUGUCAAAGUUUACCAGGCAGACACACGACAUCUAAGCCCUUCACAUGUCACUGGCUUUACCUCUGGACUCGUGUUGUACACUUUUAUGGACUUUUUUCUUUUUUUCCUGCCCUGAAUUAAAGCCAUUUCCCAUUUUAGCAUUU
Messenger RNA from Brienomyrus brachyistius, 1458 nucleotides. Its product is annotated as ATP-binding cassette sub-family F member 2-like. The record is from RefSeq and is a predicted model, not a curated record. Gene Ontology annotation, molecular function: ATP binding; ATP hydrolysis activity. NCBI's taxonomy places the organism in Eukaryota, Metazoa, Chordata, Actinopteri, Osteoglossiformes, Mormyridae.